This is a messenger RNA of Herpailurus yagouaroundi (jaguarundi), 4870 nucleotides long. RefSeq names its product leucine rich repeats and calponin homology domain containing 3 (gene LRCH3). Gene Ontology annotation, cellular component: cytoplasm. NCBI's taxonomy places the organism in Eukaryota, Metazoa, Chordata, Mammalia, Carnivora, Felidae. Bases 21 to 2420 code for a protein of 799 amino acids. Gene Ontology annotation, molecular function: protein binding. The record is from RefSeq and is a predicted model, not a curated record. The transcript has 21 exons.
GGAGAGUUGUCGGCUGGGAAAUGGCGGCCGCGGGCUUGGUCGCUGUGGCCACGGCUGCAGAGUACUCUGGCCCUGUAGCGUCGGGAGGUAACCUCUCCGGUGUUAACUGCGGCCCAAGCUCCGGAGCAGGUACUGGUCCUGGCCCGGGUUCGUGGAGCCGCUCCCUCGAUCGAGCGCUAGAGGAGGCGGCUGUGACCGGGGUGCUGAGCCUGAGCGGCCGGAAACUGAGGGAGUUUCCCCGGGGAGCGGCCAACCAUGACCUGACGGACACCACUCGGGCGGAUCUGUCACGAAAUCGCCUCUCAGAAAUUCCCAUAGAAGCAUGUCAUUUUGUUUCUCUUGAGAAUCUCAACUUAUACCAAAAUUGUAUUCGGUAUAUACCAGAAGCAAUUCUAAACCUACAAGCUCUAACAUUCUUAAAUAUUAGUCGGAACCAGCUGUCAACAUUGCCAGUACAUUUGUGUAAUUUACCAUUGAAAGUCUUAAUUGCUAGUAAUAACAAAUUGGUGUCACUUCCAGAAGAAAUUGGACAUCUCAGACACUUAACAGAACUUGAUGUGAGCUGCAAUGAAAUUCAAACAAUACCUUCCCAAGUUGGUAAUUUGGAGGCCCUAAGAGACCUGAACGUCAGAAGAAAUCACUUAUUACGUUUGCCUGAAGAGCUGGCAGAGUUGCCUUUGAUACGGUUCGACUUCUCCUGCAAUAAAAUUACAACAAUCCCCGUUUGUUAUCGGAACCUCAGGCACCUACAGAUGAUCACCCUAGAUAACAAUCCACUACAGUCUCCUCCUGCACAGAUAUGUAUAAAAGGCAAAGUCCACAUAUUUAAGUACCUGAACAUACAGGCUUGUAAGAUUGCUCCAGAUCUGCCAGAUUAUGAUAGGAGACCCUUGGGUUUUGGCUCCUGCCAUGAAGAAAUGUACUCAGGACGCCCUUAUGGAGCCCUUGAUUCAGGUUUCAAUAGUGUGGACAGUGGUGAUAAGAGAUGGUCAGGAAAUGAACCUACAGAUGAAUUUUCAGAUCUGCCUCUUCGAGUAGCAGAAAUUACUAAAGAACAAAGACUACGAAGAGAAAGCCAGUACCAGGAGAAUCGCAGCAGUUUAGUAGUAACAAAUGGUGGAGUGGAACAUGAUCUGGAUCAGAUCGACUACAUCGACAGCUGUACUGCAGAGGAGGAAGAAGAUGAGAUGAGACAGCCCAAGGGCCUGGACUCAGACAGCCUCAGUUCCCAGUUUAUGGCAUAUAUUGAACAACGGCGAAUCUCUCAUGAGGGUUCACCCAUAAAGCCAGUACCUCUGAGGGAGUUUCAAAAAACAGAAGACAUGAGAAGAUAUUCACAUCAAAACAGGGUUUCAUCUGAGCCAUCUUCUCUCAUGUCACUGUCACCAAGUCACAGUCAGUUAUCACAUGCAGACUUGGAAAUUCUUCGGAGAAGAGAACAAUUAGUAGAGCGUACUCGGAGAGAGGCACAGCUUGCGGCCCUACAGUAUGAGGAAGAGAAAAUAAGGACCAAGCAAAUUCAAAGAGAUGCUGUCCUGGACUUUGUCAAGCACAAAGCAUCACAAAGUCCACAAAAACAACAAUCCCCCUUAGAUGGUGAGUGUCCCUUCCCAUCCAGAAGGUCUCAGCACACUGAUGAUAGUGCCUUGUUAGUGUCGCUGUCAGGGUUGAAUCAAGUGGGCUCUGCUGCUACCCUGCCUCAUUCUUCUGCCUUCAUGCUUCUUAAGAACAAUGACAGAUCUAAUACCAUAUCAAGUUCACCUACAACAGAAACAGUUCAUCAUUCCCCUGCAUAUUCUUUUCCUGCUGCUAUUCAGAGAAACCAGGCCCAGCGCCCUGAAAGCUUCCUUUACCGAGCAGCUGUCAGGGCAGAAGCAAAUAAAGGUCAUGCUUCACCCCUUCUUUCAUCUUCUGCACCUCCCACUGACUCUGCAGAUCCCAUAACAAGACCCAAUUCAAGACACAGAGAAGAAGAGCUGGAAUUAAUGGAUCAACUACGGAAACAUAUUGAGUACCGGUUGAAAGUAUCACUGCCUUGUGAUCUGGGAGCAGCUCUAACCGAUGGUGUUGUUCUUUGCCAUUUGGCCAAUCAUGUGCGGCCUCGAUCUGUCCCAAGCAUCCAUGUCCCCUCACCAGCUGUACCUAAAUUAACAAUGGCAAAAUGCAGGCGGAAUGUGGAGAAUUUCCUAGAAGCUUGCAGAAAAAUUGGUGUACCUCAGGACAAUCUUUGUUCCCCUUCUGACAUCCUUCAGCUAAACCUCAGCGUUAAAAGAACUGUUGAAACACUACUUUCUCUUGGGGCACAUUCAGAAGAAUCCAGUUUUGUCUCUCUGUCUAUCCAGCUUUUGGGUUUUGUGGCAUUUUAUUGUACUUUAAUGUUAACUCUCUGUCUGCUUUAUUACGGGAUCUUCCCCCUCUAGCUGAAAGAUUGCACUCCAGUGAUUUUCCACCUCAUUCCUGUGUUUGGUAAAGGAGGUUUGUUUCUUGUUACCAAGUAUUUACAUACGUGCUUUUUUUUUUUUUUUCCUGGCUAUCAAACAGCCAACCAGUAAAGGAGAUAAAUCCUGUCCCCAUAUGUCCAGAUGAACAGUCCAUCACAUUAGUAAGCAUUGAUGAUUGCUGACAGAGCAAAACACCAGCGUUUUUUCUCCUGGUGAUUUGUCCAUUCUCCUGGCCUCUGUCCUUUUUCCUCUUAUCACAAGUGCUGAGGUGCCUCUGAUACAAUCCUGCACCUGCUCUUAGAAUAAGACUUAGGAUAUAAUAUGACGUAAUAAAAUUCCCAAGUGGCCAUUUUUCCAACGUCUUCAACAACUGCUCAUAAAGAAAAUAGUUGCACCCUCUCCAGUUGAGGAGGCAGCUGGUCACUAAGAUCUCUGCAUUGAGCUGUGCCUGAAAAUCCUGCGGUAUCCUGUAUUGUGAGGCACAGGUCCACGUAACCAUUUGCUGUCUGCACAUCUGGAAGCACUGACCAUUUAGUCUUAGUAAUUUUAAUUUGAUCAGAACGUGCAGUCCAAAAAUCAGGUAGGUUCCUUAGAUCGCUAUUCUGAGCCCAGUGUAUACAUUUAAAAUAGUCCACAACAAGCAGAUGGUCUGGAGCUGACCUUUCAGGAGUAGGCACCUGUCCAGAUUUACUGUGUUUGUUAUCAAUGAACUAGCUUCACCUCUAGAACCCUAUUUAUAAUUUAAAUAGAAAUUUAUGUAAUUUACAGUAUACUUGAAUCAUCUUAAUAGGUGAACUUGUACUGAAUUAGGCUGUUCAGGAGGUUGUAUCUGAACAGUAAGAACAGGUAAAGUAUCAGGCAGCGGUCUCUGCUCUGUACUCAAGGCAGUGAGUUUUAUCGUCUUCAGGAUGUCCUAAAUAUGUAAGCUGCUGGCCUUAAUGCUUGAAACUACUUCAUGAUUGCAUUCAGAUUCUAGUUCUCAUAAAUAGGGUUUCUGAACAUUCAGGAAUCUACUGAACUCAAAUAUGAAGGGGAAUUGCAGGAAACAUAACACCUUGUUGUAGAAGUCAGCCUGAGGGUGUGAUUGCUUUGGUUUUCUUACAUAUUAAAUGGGACAGUUCUUUAACACAUUAAAAAACUGUUUACUAUUAAUGCUGAAAUAUUGACCUGACCACUGUGUUGAAAACCAGUUUUAUAUAGUAGUGGUGCCUUCCAGAGUUUGGAAGGCUUGCUUUGUUCUAUUUUUAAGAUGUCACGGAGUCAAAGACCAUUUGGUUUUGUGGAGUUUUGUCCCUUUAGAAGAUAAAACACAUGGUCUUGUAGGGGGGUAGUUGUACAUUCUCUUCAGAGCACACAGCGUUCCCUCCAAGCUGGCUGGCAGGUAAAUGCGCGUCUGGAAAGCAUAAGCCUCUGAGGGAAUGUCUAAACCGCAGGCAGCAGUGUGGGGCACUAUGGAGAAGGGAUCAGGGAAUUGGCCUCAGAGAAACUAUGCUUCCCCAAGAGCAAAACACCCUGCAGGUUCAUUUUAGAAUAGUUCAUCUGUAUUGGCAGUGGUACUCAAAGUAUUUAUACAGAGUUGGUAGUUUUAUAAGGUCAAAAGAUUGCAAUUACCUUGUUUUAUCAGGAUAAGUAUUAAAGUUUUAAGCACAAGUACCAAUAACUGUUCAAAAUAAAUGUUAUAUUUUUUAUUGCAACUUAUUUUGUAAAACUUCCUAAUACAGUAAGUGCCAUUGAAACGUCCAGUUAUCUUUUUUAAUAAAUAUGUGUAGUCUCCUUUUUAGUGGGACCAGAAUUCUACUUUUUGUCCUUUGUGAGAGCAGUGUCUGUUUUUCUGAAUAUUUAAUCUUAAAAGAAACACCAAUGAUAGGUGUUAUCCUUAAACCCUGCCUUUUUCUCUCUCAAGAAAGGCUUAACCAACGUUAAUGAGGCAAACACAGUAGAAGUUUUUAACUUCCUUAAGCAAACAUAUAAACACUUUUCAAAUAUAUGGUGAUUGAGGUAUUCCUGACUAAACUCACAUCAUAGAUCUCCAGCAUAAUUUAAUCCAUUAAAUACCAAGAUAUGAAAUACUUCCAUUUCUUCUAUAACACAGCUGGUGGGCAUCCUUCCUGCAAGCAGUCUGGCUUCUGGCAGGAAACUAUCUUGCAUUCCUUUGGUGUAUGAUUUCCAGAGCACUUUCUCCUACAGUGUCCUAUCUGUCAGGCCUGAGCCAUCUGGUAACUUGGAACUGCUUUUCCAUUUUCUCCACCUCAUUUUACUGAUCUGCAUUGAUCUUUUAUGUAUCAGGAAUGAAGGAUGUUGCUUUUACUCCAUAGUAUUUUGUUAUCCUCUGUUGUAUGUAGAAGUGUAUGUAACUUGUCCUUACCCCAGUUUUCAAAAUGGUCCGUUUGUACUUUUAGUUGUUUUAAUAAAGUGACGGUGUCAGGUAC